AUGCAGAAACGCCACCGGAGGCCGACCACCACCGGGGGCCAACCUUCGUUGCUCACAAACCGCACAGCAGCGCCAAGGAAGCUCGACAAGGGAAUGGGACGAAGCAAGCUUUGCCGAGGAUCGCCGGUCGAAGAGCCAACACCAAGAGGCACCGCACCUCCGCCGCACAACCAACGGAGAGCCAUACGCCAUGAACUCCAAGGCGGUAUCUUCAAGAAGAGUACGGCGCCAAAGCGUCGCUACCGCCCGAUCCAGAGAUCGUGGGUUUUCACCCGGAGGUCGUGGCUGAACCGAGCGCCGCCACACCGACGCCUUCAACAAGGGAACGACGUCCACGGACGUCGCCGUCGUGGCCCAAACGGGCAAGGGUUUCCCCCGGCAAUAGCACUCUGCCCAUCCACACAGGGAAGCGGUCGCCGCCGUAGCAACAACCGCCCCGCUGUCACAGCAUGUGGCUCGUCGGAACCACGCCGUCCACACGGCCGAGGCUCCCAACCAGCACCCGAGUCUCUGGUUCGCCCGCCAACCAGCAGAACUCCCACCGUCCGGGGCCGCCGCCCCGGCGUCCCACCUCUGCAAACUGACAGCCUAAGAGAGAGCAAAGGACAACAUCGAGAAGCCACCGACAGCCAACCAAGGCGCAGGCCGGCCACCACAGCCAGCACCACCGAAGCAAGACGUGAGGAGAUCCGAACCAAACCUGCGAAAGCGGCCGCCUUCAGCCCCCGCGGCUGUCGGCGCCAGCAGAUCUGGGACGGAGACGGCUCGAAGGGGAUCAGGCCCCUGCCUUGGUCCGCACACGCGGAGGCCCAAGGAGCCGCCACCACCGCACCAGGCGGCCUCCACGUCGAGCUCGCGCCAGCGCUGCGCCGCCGCCUGCCUUGCAACUCGCCGCGCCGGUCGCCAUCCGCGCCGCCGUCGCCUCCACCAGCCCGACAGGGCAGAGGGUCGCGCCGCCCGCCGCCGAGGUCACUCCGGGGAGGGGGCCACCGCCGCGAGCACGCCAAGGGGUGCGCCGUCUCCACGCCGAUGCCGGAGCUCCGCGCCGCCACGCCCGACGCCCAGCGCGGCGCCCUCACCGGCAGCGGACGGUUGGUGUUUCCUGGGCUGAGGAUCGAGUGGAUUCCGCAUAGAGAGCAGAGCAAUGGCGGAUUCUGGUGGCAGGUGCUCGAUCCUGAGACGAGCGAGUCGAACGCCCAUUUUCAUGGAAUGCCAUGA
Molecule: messenger RNA, 1218 nt
Organism: Lolium perenne
Lineage: Eukaryota; Viridiplantae; Streptophyta; Magnoliopsida; Poales; Poaceae
Source: RefSeq, a predicted model, not a curated record